Messenger RNA from Chironomus riparius, 564 nucleotides. The record is from the annotation of a GenBank genome assembly. Lineage: Eukaryota; Metazoa; Arthropoda; Insecta; Diptera; Chironomidae.
AUGAUCUCUCAUAUUCAAAGACGAGAAAACGGACCUAUGACUCGUUGGAUUAUGCAGCCAUUACAAGAUCAUCAAGGCUUACAUGUAAUAUCAUAUAGAACGCACCACGAUUUUAUUACUGAGGAAGAAAUUAAUGAACUUAACAAAAAGCUGAUUACUGCUUCCUCUAAAUUAAGCGGUAUUGUUCGUUUUUUAAGCUGGUAUGAAGAUAAAAUGUGGCAUAUCCUAGUCAGAAAUCGAGCAUCUUUAAAUUACUUGUUUGGAUUUCUAGAAUCAGAAGCAAAUAAUCUUGUUGCUAUACCAAAAACUGCAUAUCAAGUAAAAGUAUACAGCUGUGAUUUUGGUGAAAGAGUCAAUGAUAAUUUUACAGCCUUGAAAGAGCUAAAUAAGAAAAAUGAAGGCCUAAAUGCAACAAAAUUACAUCUCAUAGAGAAUGCUGCACAGCAUGCAAUUGGAAAUUUUGUCUAUGACUUUGCAGUAUUAAAUGCAACUUUUGGAUAUAUUGAAGAACACGGAAGAGAAUUAAGAUUCAAAAACCGAAUUUUGCUAUUGCAGCUAUUGUAA